Messenger RNA from Clunio marinus, 195 nucleotides. The record is from the annotation of a GenBank genome assembly. Lineage: Eukaryota; Metazoa; Arthropoda; Insecta; Diptera; Chironomidae.
AUGCCAUAUCCUAAUCAGUUAGAAGCCAUGACUAUCAUAGAGAUGGUCCAAUCUUUCACCCUUUACCAAAAAUUAAGUCAUUUGGUCACUUUUGACUUCUUUGGAGUCAUGGAGAGUAGGCGAAUCGUUUCAUUACAAACAUUAGGCAUUCAAAUGAAUUUUUUUUUUCAUAUUGUUCAUUGGCAAAUUUUAUAA